CUUGUCUUGUUUAUUCCACAGCACUCAACCCUUCUGUUCACCUAUUUUCUUUUAUCGGAUUUAAAAAAAACGUGGAGUAUCCUUGAUAUCUUUAUUUCCUGAAACAGACAAAAAAGUCAGCCGGUUCACUUUCUCGGCUCGCCUUUUUUUUUUACUUUCUCAUUCUUUUAUCUCAUACACAAUAUUCAUUUAUACAGAUACAAAGGCACAGUAUAUUUAUUCUAGUCAUGUCCACUGCAUUAACUCAAACCUCGCAGAUCAAGCGCUUGCUAGCUCAGCUCUUGACUCGAUCCAAUGUCUCCAAGGCCAUUGGCGCUUAUUUACUCUACAUCAUCUUCAAAUACCGCAACUCAGUCUAUGGCCUACCCAGCCGGUUUGAUAUUCCUGGCCCACUCGCUGUUCCCUUGAUCGGAAAUUUGCUUCAAGUCAUUUUCUUUCCCCGAAACCAGCUUUUGCAGAGACAGACGGCCAAUCAUGCUCGCUAUGGCAAAAUCUAUGCUUUGACAGUUCCAGGUGUUGGUCGUGUGUUGAACAUCGCGGAUCCAGAGAUGGUUGACCAUGUGCUGCGAGUCAACUUUUGGGCAUAUGAGAAGGGUCCUCAUCUGAGAAUGGCGUUGGAACCCUUGGUUGGUGGAGGAAUCUUUGGCGCAGACGGCGAGCACUGGAAAUGGCAACGAAAAGUUGCAAGUCAUAUCUUUAACGUCAAAGCAUUCCGUAACUACACCAGCACAGUCUUUGUUCAAGAGGCACAGUUGGUCAUAGACUACCUUUCCAAAAAGGCUGAUUCCGGUGAAGUUGUUGACCUACAAGACUUGUUCUAUAAAUAUACUUUGGAUUCAUUCGGUGAGAUCGCGUUCGGCCAGUCAUUCGGGACUCUCACUAAACCCGGCGAUGAAGUACCAUUUGCUGCGGCCUUCGAUCGCCUAAAUCAUGCGCUCUCAGAACGUCUAAUGAUCCCUAUCUGGAAGCUCAAGGAUUGGUGGAAUGGCGAAUUGGAUCAAGUGGACAAGGAUACCAAGGUCGUCAAUGAAUUUGCAUAUCGUGUCAUCCGUCACCGUCGUAAACAUGGCAACCAAAAAGAUCAUAAGGACCUGAUGCAGCUCUUUAUGGAAACCGCAGAUGAAAAUGGCGAACCUUUGACAGACGAAAUGUUGAAGGAUACCCUCAACAACUUUAUCUUGGCAGGCCGUGAUACCACCGCACAGGCACUGUCUUGGACUUUUUAUCUGAUACACCGUCAAGGAGCCAAUAGGAAUAUCGUUCAAAAGUUGGUAGAGGAGACAGACACUAUCCUUCAAGGUGGGGCUCCUACAUAUGAGUCCACGAAGCAGCAGAAGUACGCAGAAUCUUGUUUUCAUGAAGCAUUGAGGCUCUAUCCUUCCGUUCCCAAGAACAUCAAGACCUGUGUCGAGGAUGAUGUCUUGCCUGGUGGAUACAAAGUCUACAAGAACGAAAAAGUUGCAUGGAGCUCGUGGGCUAUGGGCCGUAGUACUUCUAUCUGGGGCCCUGAUGCUUCCGAUUAUAAGCCCGAGCGCUGGCUCACAGGAGAAAAGCCUUCACAAGCAAAGUUUGUAGCCUUCCAUCUGGGGCCUCGCACUUGUUUGGGGCAACAGUUCGCAACGAUCGAGGCUAUUACAGUCAUGUCGAUGCUUAUGCAAAAGUUUACAUUCGAGCUGGUGGAGCCUAACAAGGAGCCUGCCUACCACCCAUCAUUGACCUUGCCUAUGGCUCAUGGCUUGCCCGUUAGACUGAGGCAUCGUGUUGACUCCCAGACAAGCUAGAUUAUAACUCAAUACUCUCCCAAUUAGCUCUUUUAAGGAUAGUAAUAACAAUAAUAACUUGCCAUUUUUACUAAGGAAGUUACUCUAAAC
Lobosporangium transversale is the source of this 1871-nucleotide messenger RNA. RefSeq names its product cytochrome P450. The record is from RefSeq and is a predicted model, not a curated record. The transcript has 5 exons. Gene Ontology annotation, molecular function: iron ion binding; oxidoreductase activity, acting on paired donors, with incorporation or reduction of molecular oxygen; heme binding. Lineage: Eukaryota; Fungi; Mortierellomycota; Mortierellomycetes; Mortierellales; Mortierellaceae. The coding region runs from base 228 to 1781 and encodes 517 amino acids.